CUCAACCGUAACCAUCCCCCGAAACAGAGACAGUUGGUGCAUCGAUUAACGCCUGUUUGCCAUAAUCUCGCGGAUUUUGUGGAUUUCAAAAUAUUUACCAUAUAUUAUUGAACUUGCCAUAGUGAUCUGUUUUUCUCAUCGUGUGUUGCUACCGAAUUUUGACGAUUGACAUCAUAAGCGAAGUGUCAAGACUACCACGUGCUAAUUUUAAACGGCCUAUUUACGGCCAUAUAAUUAAAUUUUACAGCUCGCAAGAAUGUCGAGCUGUCAAGAUUUUUGUGCGUGAAUUUAAUUUUGAUAAACAUAUGGACUUGUAAUCAAGUUUGAUACUUGAAGAAGCUAUCAAGAUUUCUACGGAGAGAAAAAUUACACAUUAUUUUGCAAAUUAACAGUUGGAAUUUAAUUAAUUAAUCAAGAAUAUUACGAUGGCAUAACAAGUUUUCAAGUUGACGAAGAAGAAACGCUUCGAUUAUCAAGAUUUCUUAAAAAUUACAAAGAUGAGAUCAGCUUAAGAAAAAAACACAAAAGAAAUUGUGUUGAUCGUCAAGACAUUCAACAAAAUUAUUCGAUUGAAGAAUGCUUUAGAAUGUUAUCCUCUUCGGUAUCGACUCAGCGUUCAGCAUUCAGCGUUCGUGAUAUUCUCAGUGAGGAUCAACAGCUCGGAGUCAUGGAUUGUUAUGGACAUCAUCAGAAUCAAGCAUCUCAACAACAUGCACAUCAAGAUUAUUAUUCAUAUAACGUCAUGCCAGAGAACAACUGGGAAAUGGAUAAAUUCAAAGAGCAACCGAUGUCUAGUUAUCAACAUUAUUCGGAUCUCAAUCACGUUCACCAGUUGAGUCAGGUGGUACCGCCGUACCAGGAGACUUCUAUCACAGAAGACGGCAACAUUGUUACAUCAAGCAAAACGGAAUUGCGCAAAAACCAAUCUGGUAAAAGAACGAAACGGAAGCCAAGAGUGUUAUUUUCGCAAACACAAGUUUACGAACUGGAGCAGCGAUUCAAACAACAGAGGUACCUCAGCGCACCUGAGCGAGAGAUGUUGGCUCAAAGCCUGAAAUUAACUAGCACUCAAGUAAAAAUCUGGUUCCAAAAUCGAAGAUAUAAGAACAAACGCGCCCGGAUUGAAGACGCUGAAAAACUGCAGGCGCAAAACAUGAAGAAUCAAUCUCUGAAGAAGAUCGCCGUGCCGAUUCUCAUCAAGGAUGGCAAACCUAAUGUACAGCAAUCUUACAACGGCUCUUACUGGCCUAACGUCCGAUCGGAUCUCAACGGUGGGAUGCAAACGGAUUUCAGGACCAACGAGAUUCGUCUCAGUCCUGAUUUCAGGUCCAAUUCGAACGAGAUGAGAAUCGAUUCCAAUAUAAGCCCGGAUUACAAACCGGAGGAAAUGCCUGGAAGAUCGAGUCUGAACGAUAUGGCUGACAGGCAGCACGUGCUGAAUCCAGGAGUACAGGAAUACAGGAGUAACUUUGCGACGGAAAUUCCACCAAGUGUGCUCGAUUGCAAUCGAAUAAUUAAGACGGAAUUUAAAACAUGCGCGAGCGGCAACGAAACCGCGUCGUAUCCAGACCUGAAAAACGUUCAAUCCGACAGUAAACAGCUUAUGACUGACAGACAUAUGGACGUCUCUAACAGCGAGUAUGGUUUUACGAAUUAUCUCACUGCACCUAAUUACCAAAUGCAGUACGUGAAUUAUAUGGAGCAAGUACCUAUGGAUCAAAGUCUGCAGCGAUUGUGGUAGACAAGCGUCUUUACGAGAAAAAAUUAUUUGACGCGAGAAUUAUGAUUUAUUGCUGUACAAUUAUUACUUUUGAAUUUAGGAUGGUUUAGUUGAUAAAAAUAACUUAGAUUUAGCAAUUAAUUUAAUUAUCACUCAAUUUCUUCCAAUAAUACUGAACUGUGUGCUGGAUAAUAUUUCAUAUUUUCUGA
Messenger RNA from Linepithema humile (Argentine ant), 1929 nucleotides. Its product is annotated as homeobox protein Nkx-2.5-like. The record is from RefSeq and is a predicted model, not a curated record. NCBI's taxonomy places the organism in Eukaryota, Metazoa, Arthropoda, Insecta, Hymenoptera, Formicidae. Gene Ontology annotation, molecular function: DNA-binding transcription factor activity, RNA polymerase II-specific; RNA polymerase II cis-regulatory region sequence-specific DNA binding. Gene Ontology annotation, biological process: regulation of transcription by RNA polymerase II; cell differentiation. Gene Ontology annotation, cellular component: nucleus.